Messenger RNA from Chanos chanos (milkfish), 2394 nucleotides. RefSeq names its product tripartite motif-containing protein 35. The record is from RefSeq and is a predicted model, not a curated record. Gene Ontology annotation, molecular function: protein binding; zinc ion binding. The transcript has 8 exons. The coding region runs from base 1 to 2394 and encodes 797 amino acids. Lineage: Eukaryota; Metazoa; Chordata; Actinopteri; Gonorynchiformes; Chanidae.
AUGGCUUCCAAAGCUUUGCUAUCAGAAGAGGAUUUCUCCUGUCCUGUGUGCCGUGACAUCUUCAAGGAUCCUGUUCUCCUGUCCUGUAGUCACAGUAUGUGUAAAGACUGUCUGCAGCAGUUCUGGAAAAACAAUGAUUCCAAGGAGUGUCCAGUUUGUAAGAGAAGAUCCUCUAGAGACCUGCCUCCACCUAACAUGGCUUUAAAGAACCUGUGUGAGACUUUCUUACAGAAAAGAUCUGAGGAAUCUUCAGUGGAAUCAGUGGAGACCUGCAGUCUCCACAGUGAGAAACUCAAACUCUUCUGUCUGGAGGAUAAACAGCUUGUGUGUGAGGCGUGUCAGACCUCAGAUAAACACAUAAAUCACAAAUUCUGUUCCAUUAAUGAAGCAGCUUGUGAAUACAGGGAGGACCUUCUGACUGCAUUGAAGCCCUUACAGGAGAAACUGAAGAACUUUAAAGACAUGAAACAAAACUGGACUAAAACAACGGACCACAUUAAGAACCAGACUGCACACACAGAGUGGCAGAUUAAGGAGGAGUUUAAGAGGCUUCACCGGUUUCUACGAGAUGAAGAGACAGCCAGGAUAACUGCACUGAGAGAGGAAGAGGAGCAGAAGAGUCAGAUGAUGAAGGAGAAGAUUGCGGAGAUAAACAGUGAAAUAUCAUCUCUCUCACAGACGGUCAGAGCCAUAGAAAAUGUGAUAAGAACUGAUGACACAUCACUCCUAAAGGACUUCAAGACCACAAUCAAAAGAGCCCAGUGCACAUUGCAGGAUCCACAGAUGCUUUCAGGAGCACUGAUCAAUGUGGCAAAGCACCUGGGCAACCUGAAGUUCAGAGUGUGGGAGAAGAUGCAGGACAUUGUUCAGUACACUCCUGUGAUUCUGGACCCCAACACUGCAAAACCAUAUCUUAUCUUCUCUGAGGAUCUGACCAGUGUGAGAUUCAGUGAUGACUAUCAGCAGCUUCCUGAUAAUCUAGAGAGAUUUGAUGGAUUUGUAUGUGUUCUGGGCUCUGAGAGUUUUAACUCAGGGACACACUGCUGGGAUGUUGAUGUUGGGGACAAUAUAGACUGGUGCCUGGGUGUGACCACAGAGUCAAACCAGAGGAAGGGAUAUACCUUUUUUAACACUGGUGUCUGGAGUAUGUGGUUAUAUGAUGGUAAAUACUGGUCAAAGGCCUCAGGAGGGUCAGAUAGUCAACUGACAGUGAAUAGUAAACUCCAGAGGAUCAGAGUGGAACUGGACUGGGACACAGGAAAACUCUCAUUCUCUGACCCUCUAAAUAACACACACCUACACACCUUCACACACACUUUUGCGGAGAAAAUGUUUCCAUUCUUCUCUUGUAAAUGUAAACUCUCGCCUCUGAGGAUCUUACCAGUGAAGUUUUGUGUCACAGUGGAACUCCUAAGAUCUAAUAGGUCCCCCCCCGAUUCUGAUGACAGCAGUGACAUCACCGAUUCUGAAGAUGCCCAGUCUGAUCAUAGCAGCAGUCCCAUCCUGCAACAAUCAUUAAGACAGAAGGAGUUCAGUAAGCCUGCACCACAACAGUUUCCCUCUCAGUCAGACACCAAGUCCAGCUCCUCAAUGAGGCAACAAGCUUGUACUGACAGGUCUAAUAUACUUACCAGUAACGACCUAAACCCACCUGAGAUACAGUGCAUCGUGGUUGAGCAUGUCAUCAAAAAUGAUGGUUUCACAACACGUUCAAAAUGGCUGGGCUCCUUCUCUGGUAAAUUGCCCAAGCCUCCAGGUGACGCUGAUUUCGAUACAUGGUGCACUCAUGUUGAUCUUUUGUUUCAAGAUUGUAUUCCCUUAGAUGUGCAGCAGAGAAAAAUCUUGGAGAGUCUGUUGCUACCUGCCUCAGAUGUGGUGAAGCAGCUUGGGUCUGCAGCUCAUCCCAGAGACUAUGUAAAGCUACUUGAAUCAGCUUAUGGGUUGGUUGAAGAUGGUGAUGAAAUCUUUGCCAGGUUCUUAAACACGCACCAAAACCCAGGUGAGAAAGCCUCUGACUAUUUACAGAGACUGCAGACGCUCCUUAGCACCGCUGUCAGGAGGAACGGAAUAAAGCAGAAGUCUUCCAAUCGCCAGCUACUGAAGCAGGUUCAACGUGGCUGCUGGGAUCACUCCCUCAUACUUACACUGCAGCUUGACUUGAGGACAAGGACACCUCCUGAUUUUGCAGAGCUGUUGUUGCAACUAAGGGCUGAGGAAGACAGGAGAGCAACAAAACUUGAGCGAAUGCAUCGCCAUGCAGUUGGACAAUCCUCUGCUGGCAUAAGCAACAACCCUCACCUGACCAUCCUGCUCUUGAUACAGGGCUGCACUGAGACCAUGGAGGCUAGCGUCUGUAUGCAAAAUGUAGGGCAACCGAGGAUUGGCGAACCCUAA